This is a messenger RNA of Pieris macdunnoughi, 252 nucleotides long. Lineage: Eukaryota; Metazoa; Arthropoda; Insecta; Lepidoptera; Pieridae. The record is from the annotation of a GenBank genome assembly.
AUGUCUGAACUCCCAUUCGGUCCCCCAGUGCGUGUAUCUCCUCUGAUCAGAUUUGGUAGAUGGUCAUUCCUGACAGCUGGUAUCCUGUAUGGUGCUUUCCACCAAAACAGGCUAUCGAAGAAGGAAACCAAAAUCCGAGAGAUUGAAGCCAAAGAGAAGGUUAUCAGGGAUGAAAAGAUCAAGAAGGAGAAGGCUAUUGCUGCUGCUGCUGAAAUGAAAAACUUAGAAGAAAUGAUCAACAAGAAAAACUAA